GGAGGCAGCGCUGGGCUGCGCCUGCAAUCGGUGCGUUGCCCCUUUAACUGUGUCCCCGGCCCUCGGGCGGCUCUGUCCAACGCCCACGUCAGCAAAUACCUUUUGUUUCUCUCCCGGUCGGGCUCUCGGGGCUGCGGGAGCGGCGCCUCUCCUGCAGCAGCGCCAGCCCCGCCGGGGGCCGGGAUCCCGCACCCACCGCCCGCUCCGUCGGAUCAGCGCCCGCAGCACCCGCCCGGGGAGCGGCGGCUCCGCACGCCGAGCAACGCUUCGUUUCAGCUGCUCUGGAAUGGAGAUUUCUUCUCACCAGUUUCACCUCUUGCAGCAACUGAAUGAGCAGCGCAGGCAGGAUUUGUUCUGCGACUGCAAUAUCCUGGUGGAGGGGAAGGUCUUCAAAGCACAUCGCAAUGUGCUCUUUGCCAGCAGCGGCUACUUCAAGAUGCUGCUCUCUCAGAGCUCAAAGGAGACCAGCCAGUCAACAACAGCCACAUUCCAGGCGUUUUCUCCCGACACAUUCACAGUCAUCCUGGACUUUGUGUAUUCAGGGAAGCUGUCUCUGACAGGUCAGAACGUGAUCGAGGUCAUGUCUGCUGCCAGCUACCUGCAGAUGACCGACGUUAUCAGCGUGUGUAAAACCUUCAUCAAGUCCUCCCUGGACAUCAGUGAGAAGGAGAAGGAUCGUUACUUCAGUCUAUCAGAUAAAGAUGGCAGUUCCAAUGGUGUGGACCGGUCCUGCUUGUACGGCUCAGGCUGGAGGGCAGAGGGCAGCCCCCCACAAUCCCACUUGAGUCCAGAGCAAGGGACGUGUAUGAUGGGUGGGAAUGCAUGGAGUGGUUUCAGCUACUACCCAACCCCUCCGAGGAACACCUCCCAGCAGCUGUCCAAGCACGAGCAGCGGCAGGACCCCGGGAAGAAGCCCCGACACCCGGGGCCACAGCCGCCCUCGGACAUCCUGCACUAUAAGCCCAGUAAGCUGGAGGAGAGGGCAGCUGAGCCCAGCGGACACAGUGCUCCGGCCGAGGAGCAAGUUCAGAUUGAAGCAGAGCCUGAGUCUCCUCAUGUGGGCUACCAGUACGGGCAGGGCUCUGAUGUGAUGCCGAGGAGCUUGGCUGUGCCGCAGCCGGAGCACGAAUCACCCCGUUCCUCCAGUAAAGUCAAGGCUUCGAAGGCAGAGGAGCAGUACACGAACAUGCCCACCAUCCUGGGAGUCAUGGGCAACUGGGCUGAAGCAGAUGAACUGCCCAGGAUGAGGUUCAAGUGCCCGUUCUGCACUCACGUGGUGAAGAGGAAAGCUGACCUGAAGCGGCACCUGCGGUGCCACACGGGGGAGCGGCCGUACCCCUGCGAGGCCUGCGGGAAGAGGUUCAGCCGCCUGGAUCACCUCAGCAGCCACUUCCGAACGAUCCAUCAGGCUUGCAAGCCCAUCUGCAGGAAGUGUAAGCGCCACGUGACGGAGCUGACGGGACAAGUGGUCCAAGAGGGGACAAGGCGUUACAGACUCUGUAACGAGUGCUUGGCUGAAGCUGGCAUAGACAGUAUCCGCAUUGACUUGGAGGCGGAAGCACCCCUGGAAUUCCCACCAGAUGGAGAGAAGGAUUCCAGGUGGCACUAUGGGGAAGAUAACAGAUCGGAUGUGGAGAUCGUGGAGGAUGGCUCAACCGACUUGGUUAUUCAGCAAGUUGAUGACAGUGAGGAAGAAGCAGACGAAAAGGAAGUAAAACCAAACAUUAGGUAGCUGCAAGACAAGAACUAGGAAUUCCCUGUCAGAGGGAGAAGGCACUGUCUUGACAAUACAGCCUCCACCAGCCUGUUGUUAACCAUAUGGAGACAGUGGUUCCUCCUGAGCAGGUCCAGACUUGCAUGUAUCUGCGAACAUGCUGUUGCAUCUGUCCUGAGUUCUGUGAUCAAAAGACCCAUAUUUGCUUCACCAGAGAUGAUCCAUCCUUAAAUCCUUACAAAUGGAUGAAGAAGAGAACUGAAGUACUACAUGGAUAACUGUACAGGAGACAAUGGGUCACUUCUCAAACCCUCUUUCAAGACAGUGAGGUCUAAAUACUUCACAAAGUCACACACCACGAGAUUGCCCAUUCUUUAAACUAGCAGCGAUGUGGGGUUUCAAUGUAACAUCAUCUGGUGAUGCCAUGAGUAUAAAUACCCUGACACCAGAAUACAAAGACAACCUCUCUUCAGUGUUCAGAAAUGACGAUGAUCUUCCAUGAAGUCUUCAGAUUAUGAUAAGGAUAAAAAGGCAGCUAAUUGACAAAAAGCAUAUCAAAAUGUUCUAGCACAUUUGUCUGGAAACACACUUUCUUGUAACCUUUCUUAGAGUCUGGAGAUUCUUUAGCAGAUGGUUCGUUCAAGACCUAUUUACAUACAAGAGAAUAAACACAUGAAUGUUAGUCCUAGUCAGCACAUCAGAGAGCAAGUGGUCACAGAUGAGGAUCAUUACUUGAUGCCAGUAGAUGUUCUGUUCAUUCUGGAAAUUGGGAACUCAGACUGGGCUCUCUUUUAAUAAGGACCAGUAAAAUACUGUCUGGUUUUUAAACACCUCUCAGAAGUGCCAGACUGCCAUGGCUGGUAACCCUGUGCUUGCUGAUGGCAGUGUCAGCCUCUCCAUGCCGCCGUGAAGGAAACAGUCCUUCAAGGUUACUUUAGUUGGUGUUUUCCCUUUGUCCCCUCUUUUAUUUGCCAGUCCUGGUGGCAGAGCAAUUUGUACAGUAUAUACCAUAACACCAGACAUGGAACCGAGGAGACCCAUCUGAAACCAUUGACAGCUCUUGUUUGUAUUGACCUGUGCUCAGGUUAAACUGGUGAGUUUUAAGAUGGAAUCAUUAUCAGUUUCUAUAUCCCCAGUGUCAUUCACUCACCAGGAGAAUAUACUUUAACCUUUCCCAGUCUGUACCAUAUGCCAAUGAGAAUGAGAUGUACCAGGAGCUCUAGACAUGAUAUUUGUGUCAUUUCACCUACAAUUAGACUCCAAGAAAUGACUAAAGGUGAAGAAAGUUUACGUCUAUAAUGAAACCAGCCACUUGGGUUUGGUACUUGGGGAGUUUACGGUAUAAAUGGGAGAGGAGCAGAACAAUGCUCCUGGGUGCUGCUACUCUGUGUUUGCUUGGGCAGACCCGAGCAUGAGCACAGCCUUCAUCCUGCAACCAUUGAACUCAUGCCUAUAGGCUUAGAAAACUUUAAUUCUUUUCCUUUAUACAAGUUUGUAAGCAUGUUUGGCUGAAA
Messenger RNA from Melopsittacus undulatus (budgerigar), 3228 nucleotides. RefSeq names its product zinc finger and BTB domain-containing protein 8A-like. The transcript is spliced from 4 exons. NCBI's taxonomy places the organism in Eukaryota, Metazoa, Chordata, Aves, Psittaciformes, Psittaculidae. Bases 287 to 1732 code for a protein of 481 amino acids. Gene Ontology annotation, biological process: regulation of transcription by RNA polymerase II. Gene Ontology annotation, molecular function: RNA polymerase II cis-regulatory region sequence-specific DNA binding; protein binding; DNA-binding transcription factor activity, RNA polymerase II-specific. The record is from RefSeq and is a predicted model, not a curated record.